Messenger RNA from Talpa occidentalis (Iberian mole), 1568 nucleotides. It is a transcript of the gene ANKRD53, whose product is annotated as ankyrin repeat domain 53. Gene Ontology annotation, cellular component: spindle pole. Gene Ontology annotation, molecular function: protein binding. Bases 137 to 1546 code for a protein of 469 amino acids. The transcript is spliced from 6 exons. NCBI's taxonomy places the organism in Eukaryota, Metazoa, Chordata, Mammalia, Eulipotyphla, Talpidae. The record is from RefSeq and is a predicted model, not a curated record. Gene Ontology annotation, biological process: mitotic metaphase chromosome alignment; positive regulation of microtubule polymerization; regulation of mitotic spindle organization.
CCCCACGCGGAGCUGGAGUUCCAGCGAGCAGGCGCGCAGAGUAGGUCACUCCCGGACACACUCAAGAGCGGUGGAGCGGAGCACAGCCCCUGCCGACAGCCAGAGGGGAAAACCUUCCUGAUGGUCACUGGGAGUAAUGAAGGGCUCCAGCUGCUUAGAUGGACCGGGACUAGAGAGCCUGCUGCAGGGUUCAGAAUGGCUCGGUGCUUCUCUGGAGAGCCUGUUGCAUCAAUGGGACGCAGCCGAGAUCGGGAAUUAUUAUGAAUUCUUCGCAGCUGGAUUGGGUAACCUGGAAUGGUUGCGGUUCUGUCUGAAUAGCAAACAAAAUGUAAUCCUGAAGGAUGGCAAGGGUUUCACUGCCAUCCACUUUGCAGCCCAGAAUGGUAAGCUUGCCAGCCUGCGGGUCCUGAUAGAGGAGUACCAAUUUCCCGUGGACCUGCCUACUAACAAUGGCCAGACACCCCUGCACCUUGUCAUCCAGCGAGACAACAAGACCAUGACCCUCCCCUGCAUUCUCUACUUGCUCCAGAAAGGAGCUGCCCUCAACGCUGAGACUUGCAACGGCUCCACACCCCUGCACCUGGCAGCCCGAGAGGGCCUGCUGAGCUGUGUGAAGGUCCUGGUGCAGAACGGUGCCAACAUCUAUGCCCAAGAUGCCAUGGGCCGUAAGCCCAUCGACUACUGCAUAAUAUGGAACAACCGCGACUGUGCCAGGUUCUUGAAAGAUGCCAUGUGGAAACAGGACAAGAAGGACUUUGCCCAUGAAAUGAGGAAGCUGAAGAAGCUCAAGAACCAGCUGGCCCUCAUGGAGUACAACUACCUGAUUGAGUAUCAAAAAGAGCACCAAAUUCUGAGAGAAAGAGAUUUCAAGAAAUGGCUCCACCGCAAGCUGCUGCAACAAUAUGCUGAGCAACAGCCCCGUGCCCAGGCCCAUGCCCUACCCCAGGUUGUCGCUCGCUCCAAGACACCCAAGCACCAGGGAUUGUCACCUCCCAAGAGUUUCCACCUCUCCCCAGAGGCACGCCUUCGACAGAUACUACAGUACAAGCCACAGCCCUUGGUGCAACCCAUAUCCCUCACCACUCAGCCCAUGGUCACUCGGCCCAUGGUGUGGAAUUUUAGCAACAACCCUGCCCGAUCCCCCACCACCCAGAUCAGCUACCCACAGGGCAUCCGCCUGGGCGUGCAUCCAGACCCCAGCCUGGAACGUGACCUUAGCAGCUUCCUGGAGGUGAGGUCAGAUGGGCAUGGUGGUGCGACACUGCACACAGUGGCCGGUGACCAGAUGGCACCUCUGCCCCGGCUGCCCUUCGAGGUGAUAGUCCACACUCUGUGCCCUUCGGUGCAGCCAGAGAGGAUGAAGGUGCCCCAGGGCUUCUGCUCUGUCAGCAUGAAGGAUGUGCCCCAGAAGCGACACUGGGACAACACUUUCUGGACCGACACUCUGGCCAUGAACCUGCGUGAGACAUUUGACGAAGCCUUCCUGGCAGCCCUGGAAACCCGUCAAAGGUUCCCCACUCUGCCCUCCCCCAAAACUCCUCCAUAAACUUGUUUUUGUAGCCUCUCGA